This is a messenger RNA of Syzygium oleosum, 1243 nucleotides long. Its product is annotated as cysteine-rich receptor-like protein kinase 34. The record is from RefSeq and is a predicted model, not a curated record. Gene Ontology annotation, molecular function: protein kinase activity; ATP binding. Lineage: Eukaryota; Viridiplantae; Streptophyta; Magnoliopsida; Myrtales; Myrtaceae. The transcript has 5 exons. Bases 203 to 1018 code for a protein of 271 amino acids. Gene Ontology annotation, biological process: protein phosphorylation.
CAAGACUGCUGAAAGCUUAUAGUUCAAACUAAGCGAGAUCAGGGCUGCCACAAAUUUCUUUUCAGAAGGCAAUAGGCUAGGAGAAGGGGGAUUCGGAAAAGUGUAUCGGGGCAAGCUUGAAAAUGGACAAGACAUUGCUGUGAAGAGGCUUGAGGUGUGUUCUAAUCAAGGUCAGCAACAGUUCAAGAAUGAGGUCACUCUAAUGGUCAGACUUCAGCACAAAAAUCUGAUUAAGCUCCUUGGGUAUUGCUUGGAAGAAGGGGAAAGACUUCUUAUUCUUGAGUUCGCACCCAAUUCAAGCCUUGAAGGAUUCUUUUCUGAUUCAAUCAAACGUAUGCUAUUAACUUGGGAGAGGCGUUUCAGUAUAAUAAGUGGAAUCGCUCGAGGACUUCUUUAUCUUCAUGAGGAUUCGUGCCUUAGGAUCAUACACCGUGAUCUAAAGCCUGGCAAUGUUCUGCUAGAUGAGAACAUGAAUCCCAAGAUAACUGAUUUUGGCAUGGCAAAGCUAUUCGUUUUGGACCAAAGUAGAGCAAAUACUGCACGAAUAGCAGGAACUUUUGGCUAUAUGGCUCCUGAAUAUGUAAGACAUGGAGAGAUCUCUGUGAAGACUGAUGUGUAUAGCUUCCGCAUAGUGGUAUUAGAGAUCAUCAGUGGCAAGAAGAAUUUAAACUUUAACAGUUCGAGGACUUCGGAGCACCUACUGGACUACGCAUGGAAAAAUUGGAGAAAUGGAACACCUUUUCACCUUAUAGAUCCGAUGGUAAAUGGCAGUUCGAGAAGCGAAAUGUUGAUAUGCAUCCAGAUUGCAUUGUUAUGUGUCCAAGAGAAUGUAGCGAGACGGCCUACCAUGGCUUCGGUGGUUUUGAUGCUCAGGAGCGAGAGCACGAGCCUCCCAAUGCCGACACGGCCUGCAUACUUGACAGAUGCCAGUGGUAGAGAAAUGUCGACUGCCGCUGUUCAUCGCUCAUCACCGACAUCAAUAAACAAAGCUUCCAUGACGGAUCCACACCCUAGAUGAUAUUAUUACCGAAGGAUCAAAGCUGAAGUUGGAAGUAAGAUGAUGCAAACUGUAGUUAAGAUAAGUUUAUGCUUUUGAAAGGUCUGGACUCUUGGCAAGUUCGUCAGAAAUUUAACCAGAGAAUAUGCGUUGGAAAGGUUAAAAAUAGAAUGGAAACUCUUGUUUAUUUUUAUAAUAUGAGGAUAUAGACUCAUGGACACGUUAUUUGGAAAUCCAUGGAACACC